AGAUUAGCGAUACGAUGUAUACAAUUUGUUACAGAUUUCUCACGUUCGACGCAAGCAUGAAACGACCGCUCUUAUUAUUAAUCUGUUCUCUAAUGGGAUUUCUCCAGUUUGUCAAACCCCUACCUCGGAACGCGACCGAUUACGAAGAUAUGUCCUAUUGGCUGAAAUCUGGUCAAGAGAAUCUUCGAAGGAUCCUAGCUCAUCGAAACAACGAGAAUCGCGCGAAAAAUAUUAUUAUUUUCAUCGGCGACGGGAUGGGAAUUUCUACGAUCACGGCAGGCCGAAUCUACAAAGGCCAAAUCAAGGGUAACACCGGGGAAGAAUAUAAAUUGGCGUUCGAAAUGUUUCCCAACACUGGAUUCGCCAAGACUUACAACACGGACAAGCAAGUUCCGGAUUCGGCUGGAACAGCUACAGCGAUAUUUUCCGGCGUCAAGUGUCGCUACAAGGUUAUCGGAUUGGACACGAGAUCCUCGUACAAUCAAUGCGACAAGCAAAUCAAUCAAGCGAGCAAAGUUACGACCGUCGCGGAUUGGGCUCAGCAAAGCGGCAUGGACACGGGAUUCGUAACCACGACUCGGGUGACCCAUGCCACCCCGGCAGGAUUGUACGCUCACGUGAAUAAUCGUGAUUGGGAAUGCGAUACCUCGAUACCGAAACAAUACAAAGAUUGCGUGAAAGAUAUAGGGAGACAAUUGGUGGAGGACGAACCGGGAAACAAGUUUCAGGUAAUCAUGGGCGGUGGAGCGCAACUUUUAGGCUUGCCGAUGGAACCGAUAGAUCCCGAUACGUGCGUCAGGGGCGAUGGGAAAAAUUUGGCGAAGUACUGGGAGGAAAAUAACCCCGACGGGAAAGUGGUGACCAACUCCGAACAACUUUUCUCCGUCGAUAUCGCCAACACGUCGAAAAUCCUUGGAAUUUUCGCUACCGACCACCUCCCCUAUCACGCCGUCAAAACCGAGGAGACCCCGAGUUUGGCCAACAUGACCGAACAAGCUAUCAAAUUGCUUCGAAAGAACGACAAUGGUUUCCUUUUAAUGGUCGAGAGCGGGAGGAUAGACAUGGCCCAUCAUCAUAAUUUCGCGAAGUUGGCGUUGCGGGAAUUAUCGGAACUCGAGGAGGCGAUAUCGACCGCUCUUCAACUGGUCAAAUUGGAAGAAACAUUGGUGCUCGUGACCGCCGAUCAUUCCCACGCGUUCACCAUUAACGGUUAUCCGAAGAGGGGGAACGAUAUCCUCGGUUUCGCCAAUGAUCCAUCGAAACCGAACGUACCGGCUUACGAGACGCUCAGUUAUAUCAACGGUCCAGGCUUCUUUUACCAUCGACGAAACGAUAGCAGCAACGUGAACGAAACGUGGAGGCCCGUCGAUCGGGAUCAGACACGCGGUGAUCCGUAUUACACUCAAAUGGCUGGUAUAUAUUUGGAGGACGAGACACACGGGGGCGAAGAUGUCGGGGUUUACGCGAUAGGUCCGUAUUCCCACUUGAUUCGCGGUACUUUUGAGCAAAAUUAUAUCGCUCACGUAGUGGCGUAUGCGGCUUGCUUCAAAGACUGGCCUUCCCAUUGUGACAACGUUUACAAUCGUUACUUCUACCAGGUGGCCAACUCGGUGAAUCGUAAUACCAAUUCAUCCAUUGUCUUGCCUCUCUUGAUGUUGUUGCUGCUUCUCUCAACGAUCGCCAAUCGUCAAUAUUGAUUCUAUACAUCGAGGAUCUACAUUCUAUAUAUAUAUAUAUAUAUAAUUGAC
This is a messenger RNA of Apis florea (little honeybee), 1748 nucleotides long. Its product is annotated as Alkaline phosphatase 4. The record is from RefSeq and is a predicted model, not a curated record. NCBI's taxonomy places the organism in Eukaryota, Metazoa, Arthropoda, Insecta, Hymenoptera, Apidae. Gene Ontology annotation, molecular function: alkaline phosphatase activity. Gene Ontology annotation, biological process: dephosphorylation.